CAUCAGACGAAUAUUUUGACAUGAUGGAUAAAAUAUCAUGUCCUUCAAAAUGGGCAAAAGAAUGGACUAAAGAUAGUAAACAAAAGAAUGGAAUUCUAUUCCGCAAUCACCGGCCUACUCAUGCUUCUGAUAUUCCAAUUCAAUUUUACCAUCAAAUAUUUGAAACGUUUAUCAACUUUACACGGGAUUGUCAAAUAUUAAAUAGAGAACGUAAACUUGUGCUUGAACUUGCUUCUGUGAUGUCCGGUGUAUUUUCAGACGAAAGCCAGAGGGCAGAUGCUUUCAGAUGCCGGCUUGAGCUAUUUUUUGAUCACAAAAUUGAUAUUCAGUCAGUAGAAUCGAGCCAAAGUUCACGAAUUGAACGAAAAACAGAUGGGAGUAUAUAUCCAAAGAUCGGCAGAGAUAGAGUCCUUUUAGCAAACUUAGAAGUUAAACCUGAACCUGGUACGAAUGGCGAUUGCUACAUUCAGAAUGAUGCCUACUACAAAGAAUUUGUUAUCAAGUCCCGUAAUCAGAAAUCUAAGUUUUAUAAUAGGACCUGUUUGCCUGCUUUCCUUAUCGAUCUAGAUGGACCAAAUUUAUCGAUAUCCGGUGCUGUUUGUGUCCCUUUUAUAGUUUGUGAUCGCCUUACAGACAUCUUUCCACUAGAUAGAAUUACUUACAAUCACGCUAAAGCAGAUGAUAUUGCACGAGUAUUUCUGGCCCUAAAAAACUCUAUACAUAUAUUGAAAGAUUACUAUAAAUCCGUUUAUGAGUUAAGAGAAGUCAUUUGCACUACUAGCCUUUGGUUUCCAUGCAUAAAUGAGAUUAAUUUAGAAGAAGGAACGGCUACCAUUAAAUAUAAAAAGAAGCAUUCUAUACAUCGAAAUUUAUGGAUUGUGGAAAUCCAAACUGAAAAUACGCAAGAGAAGGGUUUAGUCAAAUUCGUCCAAACAUAUUCUAAAGAAGCACAUAACGCAUGUUUCGAACUAGGUUUAGCACCAAAAUUGUGGUCAGUUAAUAACCUUCAACAAGGUUGGAAGAUUGUCGUCAUGGAAUAUUUGGAGGAGUAUAAACCACUACGCAUUGUCGAUUUGGAAACAUUUUCCCAAACAGAAAGCGUAGUUAAAAAUGCUACGAAAUUGUUUCAUGAUUCCGGUUACGUACAUGGAGACCUUCGUGAUGAAAACAUAAUAGUCAAAUAUAAAAAUGAAAAAAUUGAUAUAAAAUUUGUGGACUUUGAUUGGGCAGGAAGAGAAGGGGAAGCAAUGUAUCCUGAAAGUCUGAAUCCUAAUAUUAAUUGGCAUGUAGAUGUUGGCUGGCACAAGCUCAUCAAAAGGGAGCACGACCACCAUUUAGUUGAUAAUAUUUAUCUCGAUAUGCCUGAUGACAAACCCUCAAAAAAGCGACGGCGCCUCUCAGAAUGGAUGGGUUAA
Dentiscutata erythropus is the source of this 1415-nucleotide messenger RNA. Lineage: Eukaryota; Fungi; Glomeromycota; Glomeromycetes; Diversisporales; Gigasporaceae. The record is from the annotation of a GenBank genome assembly.